GGUUGUAUAUUAAUUUUUUUGCUGGCAGAUGUAAAAGAAAAAACGGCGUUUGCUCCUCGCGUGACUCCCACAAUGGGGUCCUUUCAGAACGUCUGAUGCAAUUAUUUUUUACAGUAAAAUCCAUUUUACGGAAUAAAGUUGAUGUUGUUAUUGCCGACAUAAAAUCGUAGACAACCUCCGAGUACAAGUGUUAAAUAUAUUUUACUUUUCAACAAAAAGUAAAGAAAUAUAUAUUUCUACGUGUCAAGUCUGUCGUUGUUUAGUGACGUAAUCAAACGUUUCUGUAGUUCGGUUGAGUCGUUUGUAGUUCUGUUGUAAAAAAACCGGUAGUUAUGGUUUUAAAUUGUGUCAGUAGGUUUGAAAUUUAACUAGAUUAUAUUAAAUUAUUCUCGAUCAGUGCACUAUGUUCAUUAUUUUUAUAUUUGUAUUGUCUUAUUGUAUGGCAAAGUGAAUUGUUAUGCAUCAUUCACCUCAAAUUUGUCUGUAAAACGUACUCGGCAAAUAAACGUUUCUGAUUCUGAUGCGGGACAGAAACUACAAAACUACACAAAAAAAGAUCGCGAAUGAUACAUCUAUCUCCAAAUACACGAUCUUUGCUGCACCGCACAACGCCCUUGAGUUCCGCCCAAAAGGGAAAUGACGGCGGUGCAGAAAAUGGCGUCCGCAAAGCCCGUGGACCGCUGUGGUUUGUUAUCCCGUUUAAUUUAGAGCCUCAGUCGGGGGGGGGGUCUCUCUUCGCCUGGCGCGCGGACGACAACAUGGCAGUGCACCGCUGCCGUCGGCUUUUCUCGAUUCCGGAAUAGAACCCGCAACUUCAUGUCCGAAGGAGCCGGAGCUGCCUGGUCGAAGAGGGGUUGUGGGGAUUCGCACCGCCGAGAACCAGGGAAACACAAACACAGGAGAUGCGAGCGGCCGCUUAGCGUCCAGCCGCCGAAGCCUGUGACUGUUCCCCCGGCUCCAAAAGGUGAUUGGCGCUCAGAGAGGGGACACAAGGGGCACUGUCCUCUGAUUGGCUCGGACAACCCCCUCUGACAUGCCCGUGGCCAAUCAGAGACAUUUGGUGGUGAGUCCCAGGUGUGUGAUGUCGGGGGCCGACGUGGAGGUGUACCUGUCCCAGGUGCACGACGGCAGCGUGUCGGCGGGCUUCCGGGCGCUGUACGAGGAGCGCCUGCUGCUGGACGUCACCCUGCUCAUCGAGGAGCACCACUUCCAGGCCCACAAGGCGCUGCUGGCCACGCAGAGCGACUACUUCCGGGUGAUGUUCACGGCGGACAUGAGGGAGCGCGACCAGGACCAGAUCCACAUGAAGGGGCUGACGGCCGCCGGCUUCGGCCACGUCCUGCGCUUCAUGUACUACGGCUCGCUGGAGCUCAGCAUGCCCACCGUGCAGGAGAUCCUGCAGGUGGGCCGGCCCCCCGCCGCGCCGCGCUCCUCCGUCUCCGCCGUAAACGUAACCGCUUCCUCCUCUUCGUCGCUUCCCGCCCAGGCCGCCAUGUACGUGCAGCUGACAGAGGCGGUGGAGUUCUGCUGCUCCUUCCUGCUCGCCAAGAUCUGCCUGGAGAACUGCGCCGAGGUGAUGCGCCUCCUGGAGGACUUCAGCGUGGGCGUGGAGGGCGUCCAGGAGCAGCUGGACGACUUCCUGCUGGACAACUUCGUCCCCCUCAUGAGCCGAGCCGACUUCCUGUCCUACCUCAGCCUGGAGAGACUGCAGGCGUACCUGAACAGCGACGCUCUGACUCGUUUCCCGGAGAUCGAGCUGUACGAGUCGGUCCAGUCGUGGCUCCGUCACGACCGUCGGCGCUGGCGUCACACGGACGCCGUGGUGCAGUCGGUCCGCUUCGGCCUCAUGACGCCGGCCAACGUGUUCGAGAAGGUGGCGCCUCGCCGCCGUCCACGAGGUCACCGUCGCGAUGUGAGACGUCUUCAUCCUCUCCUUCGUCCCCGUCCAGGUGAAGACGUCGGAGUUCUACCGUUACUCCCGGCAGCUGCGGCAGGAAGUGGACCAGGCGCUCGGCUACUUCCACGACGUGAACCAGCAGCCCCUAGUGGCCGCGCGCUCCAACCGCAUCCGCUCGGUGCGCCCGCAGACCGCCGUGUUCCGGGGGAUGAUCGGCCACAGCAUGGUCAACAGCAAGAUCCUCCUGCUGCAGCGCCCCAAGGUGUGGUGGGAGCUGGAGGGCCCGCAGGUGCCGCUGCGACCCGACUGCCUGGCGAUCGUCAACAACUUCGCCUUCCUGUUGGGCGGCGAGGAGCUGGGGCCCGACGGCGAGUUCCACGCCUCCUCCAAAGUCUACCGCUACGACCCGCGGCAGAACUCCUGGCUGCGCAUGGCCGACAUGUCCGUGCCCAGGUCGGAGUUCGCCGUCGGCGUCAUCGGCAAGUUCAUCUACGCCGUGGCGGGCCGCACGCGGGACGAGACCUUCUACUCCACGGAGCGCUACGACAUCACGGAGGACCGCUGGGAGUUCGUGGACCCGUACCCCGUCAACAAGUACGGCCACGAGGGCACGGUGCUCGGCGGCAAGCUGUACAUCACCGGCGGCAUCACCUCCUCCUCCACCUCCAAGCAGGUGUGCGUGUUCGAUCCGGGGCGGGAGGCGGGAGGAGGAAGCGGAGGAGGAAGCGGAGGAGGAAGCGGAGGAGGAAGCGGAGGAGGAAGCGGAGGAGGCGCCGGCGCCGGGUCAGACGCACACAGGACACGCGCCGGCCGCGGCCCGCCGCCGCCGCCGCCCGGCACGCACGCCGGCUGCUGGGAGAACAGAUCCAAGAUGAACUACGCCCGCUGCUUCCACAAGAUGAUCUCCCACAACGGGAAGCUGUACGUGUUCGGCGGCGUGUGCGUCAUCCUGCGGGCUUCGUUCGAGUCGCAGGGCUGCCCGUCCACCGAGGUGUACGACCCCGACGCCGACGACUGGACCAUCCUCGCCUCCAUGCCCAUCGGGCGCAGCGGCCACGGCGUGGCGGUGCUGGACCGGCAGAUCAUGGUGCUGGGCGGCCUGUGCUACAACGGCCACUACAGCGACUCCAUCCUCACCUUCGACCCCGACGACAACAAGUGGAAGGAGGACGAGUAUCCCAGAAUGCCUUGCAAACUGGACGGGCUGCAGGUGUGCAGCCUGCACUUCCCCGAGUACGUGCUGGAGCACGUGAGACGCUGCAGCUGAGGCCGGAGGGAAGCUUUUUUAUUUAGAGAAGCGGGAACGCCACGUUCGAGGACUUGGGGUCUCCGGGGGGGGGGGGCUUUUAAAAAGGUGAGACCAGCGCCUCCCUUCCGGUGAGGGGACGCGCGGCCUCGCCUCGCGCCGUCGGCAACAACUAAAAUGCGACGAGGCGAAAGACGUCGGGACGUUUUCAGAAUUAACUUUUCUCAGAAAAAAAAAACACUUUUAAAGGAAGAAAAGAAAAAGAAGGUUAAAUUCUGCUGGUUUCCGGUCAGUUUCUCCUCUUCUACUUCUCACUUCUGUAUUUAGGCUGUCCAGUCGAGCUUCUCGCAGAAACGCACUGGAAGAGGCGCGUCACGCUUUUUAACAUAUUUAUUAUAACGCCGGUCGAGCGACGGGCAGGUUUCUCCUUUUUUUUAUUUAAAGGCGCACACACGUCCUGUAUGCCGUCACUCUGAGAUAUAUUAUGGCGAGUAUACGAGCGAGUUGUUCUCGCGCCGUGCUGCGGUGAAGCUCCGCCCCCAGGCAUCGAACCGACGGCUUCCACCACCAACCUGCUUCCAGUGCGUUCCAGCUUCUAGUCCUAACUCUUUACUCCGUGUGCGUGUGCGUGUGCGUGUGUGCGUGUGCGUGUGUGUGUGUGUGUGUGUGUGUGUGUGCGUGUGCGCGUGCGCGUGCGUGCGUGCGUGUGCGCGUGUGCGCAAAAAGAACAAACGUACCACGAGGGCAUUCAUUCAUUCAGCGAGGGGUGCUUUUAUUUUGGUGAUCAUGUGCACAGGAAGUAAAGAUCUCUGAAUCCGUCCGGCGGUGCUUUUACCUUUACACUCGUCUACAUUCCCUGCACUUUAUUAUUGUUGUUGUCGGUUCCUACGGUGGCCGUAAGGGCACAUUUUGACCAGCUGGUGACACGCGGUCAGCAGCGUCCUCCAUCUUUAAUAUGCAGCUCGUUACAAUAUUUAGGAAAGCGCCGCGUUCUCCUGGUUCCUGAAUUCUCGUCGUAAAAAAAAAACACUAAAAAAAAUUUCCCCCGUUUUGUGGGAAGUUUAAUUCACAACAACAAAAGUUACCAACGCUUUUUAAGAAAGAGCGCGUUGACUCUGCUGCGCCUACAAGGACCAGAAUGCAUUGCACGCGAGAAACAUCUACGAGUUCAGCCCAAAAGAUCAAUAAACUAAAGUAAAACUCUCGCGUUCCUAAAUUCACGUUUUAUUCUCUUUUUUUUUUAAGCUGUACAGAAAUAAAUAAACAAACAAUUAGAAAGUCUUCCUGAAGCCGAGCGGAGCGAUUUCAUCGGACGCUGCAGGAGCGACUUUUACAACUACUGAAAUAUAUACACAUAUGUGUGUGUAUAUAUAUAACAUUUUUAAUAGGCAGUGAUGAUCCAGAGAACUGAACAUUCCUUUUGCAUUAAGUUAUUUAUUUAUUAUGUAUUUAUUUUUCUUAUUUGUUUAUUAGUUCUUUUAGAUCUCAAUCGUCCUGAUUUCAGGUUUUUGUUUUUUUCUGGACUCGUACGACAAGUUUCCUUUUUCAUCUAAUUUUUUUCUUCUCUUUUAUCGAGCUGUAAAUUCAUCAAACACAGUUUCCUCGUGUUUCAGUUUGUGAUCGACCAGCAGCUCUGUGUUUCUGAGCUUGUACAUGUUUAUUAUUUUAUUUAUUUAUUUUUUAUUUCAUGAGCCAACAGUGAAAAGGUGCUGAGCGCCCACCCUGCUCGUCUCCGCCGCCCUUGUUAUUAAUUUAUUAAGUUAUUUCUCUGUCUCUCGCACCGAGCUCUGCAGUAACGGUCGUUGUUUAUGUUUAUUUAUUACAAGAGGUUCACGGUGAAUCGUUGUUGUUGUUUACGUUGUCUUUCUGUUCUGGCUCAUGACCCAGAAGUGUUGGCAGCCAAUUGUGAAGGCUGCACAUGUAAAAGAGGUUAACUUACUUUUAAUCCACGUUUCUUUAGCAUCGGCGACCUCUGACCUCUAAGACGGUUUUACGCGUGCUGCUGCGGCUUGUGGGCGGGGCUUAACGCGCCGCGGCCCUGGACCUGAAACGCAUCAGAGCGUCAGAUAAUAAGUAUUAUAUUAAUGUUUAGUCGAUGCAGCCAGAAGUCUUUAAAUGUCUUUAUGUUUGAUCGACAUAAGAUUAGUUUUUUAUGGCUAAAACAAUGAUGACAUCAUUAUUUAUUAAAUAUAUAUAUUAUUUAUUACAUAUAUAUAUUAUUUAUUAAAUAUAUAUAUUUUAAAUCCGUGACUGUUUCGCUCGGUUUGAGGAACACAAUGUAAACAAAGUUUUUAUUUUUUCUUGCUUUAAAACAUUACAUUAUUUUUUUAGUUAUUAUUUAUUAUUUCUUUAUUUGAGUUAUUAUUUUUAGUUAUUUAUUUUAGUUUUUUUCCAUAUUUAAAAAGACGUCACGCCCUAAAUCUCUCAUUCCUUCCGUCGCUCUCGUGCCGCCGACCUCAUGACCACCUCAUCUUCCUCGUCUGCUCCUCUUCCUCAUGUUGCUGUUAAAAGAAGAAAUGUGUAACCAAUAAAGUUCUUCUCUCCGGUUUACGGCACAUCGUCCCAGCGCUGGGAAACCGGAAAACAACCGGAAAGCAAACCUCGCUGCAACGACCGCAUCGGAAGAAGAAAGUAAAAUCAGAUUAACAUACCUUAAAAUCUGAGUAGAAACUCUUUGGAAACGAUUUGUAACUUCUUUCCAGAAAUAAAUGUUCAUAUUGGUCAACUUUCA
This is a messenger RNA of Pseudoliparis swirei, 5874 nucleotides long. It is a transcript of the gene klhl15, whose product is annotated as kelch-like family member 15. Gene Ontology annotation, molecular function: protein binding. NCBI's taxonomy places the organism in Eukaryota, Metazoa, Chordata, Actinopteri, Perciformes, Liparidae. The transcript is spliced from 8 exons. The record is from RefSeq and is a predicted model, not a curated record. Gene Ontology annotation, biological process: nuclear protein quality control by the ubiquitin-proteasome system; protein ubiquitination. Gene Ontology annotation, cellular component: Cul3-RING ubiquitin ligase complex; nucleus. The coding region runs from base 1034 to 3190 and encodes 718 amino acids.